AUGCAGAAGAAGAGAUCAGUGGUUGGUCGUAGAGCUUGGAACAUUCUCCGCCUAGCCUUGUUAUGGGCAAGAAAAGGUGGCAUUUUCAAGAACAGACACCUUAUAGCCGAUCUCCGUUUGCUUCCCAAAUACAUUAGAAGCCUCCGUCAUACCAAUGACUAUGGGUACGGAUACGGUGUUGGUCCCGGUGCUUUACAUUAUGAGUUUUCCUUUGAUGACACCCCUAUCAUUCAUGUCAAGAUGCAUCGCCCUGCUUCCUUGCGUUUCAAGAUGCCUAACAUCACCUGCAUCAAACCUCAAGUUAACUUUGACUUUGAUGAUGAUGAUGUUCCAAGGAGAAGUUUUUUGAAGAGUGCCGAUGAUGAAUAUGCGAGCUAUGAGGUCUCUGAGGAGAUUAGUUGUCCUGGUGAUGAACCUAUUGAUAUGAAGGCUGACCAAUUUAUUGCAAAGUUCUAUGAACAAAUAAACCUGCAAAAUCAAAUGUCUAUGAGCUAA
Nicotiana tabacum (common tobacco) is the source of this 495-nucleotide messenger RNA. RefSeq lists its product as uncharacterized. The record is from RefSeq and is a predicted model, not a curated record. Lineage: Eukaryota; Viridiplantae; Streptophyta; Magnoliopsida; Solanales; Solanaceae.